AUGGGAGACGUCGAUCCGGAAACGCUUUUGGAAUGGCUCUCGAUGGGACAGGGCGACGAGCGUGACAUGCAACUGAUUGCUUUAGAGCAGCUUUGCAUGCUCCUGCUCAUGUCCGAUAAUGUAGAUAGAUGUUUUGAAAGUUGUCCACCGAGAACGUUCCUGCCCGCGCUAUGUAAAAUAUUCCUUGACGAGCUUGCUCCGGAAAAUGUGCUGGAGGUGACUGCCCGAGCCAUCACGUACUAUCUGGACGUGUCCUCCGAAUGCACCCGCCGCAUCGUCGCAAUCGAUGGCGCGAUCCGUGCAAUCUGCAACCGGCUCGAGGUGGCCGACCUCGAAAGCCGAACUAGUCGCGAUCUCGCCGAACAGUGCAUCAAGGUGCUGGAGCUGAUUUGCACCCGGGAAGCGGGUGCCGUGUUUGAGGGCGGUGGCCUAAACUGUGUGCUCACCUUCAUCCGUGACAGCGGUUCGCAGAUCCACAAGGACACGCUGCAUUCGGCCAUGGCGGUCGUAUCGCGACUGUGCACGAAGGUCGAACCACAGGGAGCGAAUGUGCAAACGUGCGUGGAGAGCCUGAGCACGCUGCUGCAGCAUGAGGAUCCGCUGGUAGCGGAUGGCGCCUUGAAGUGCUUCGCCUCGGUUGCGGAUCGAUUCACACGCAAGGGUGUCGAUCCAGCGCCGUUGGCUGAGUAUGGGCUGGUAAAGGAACUGCUGAAUCGGCUAAGCAAUGCUGCCGGUGGUCCACAGAUUUCAUCCGGCGGUGGCACGGCAGCGAUCUCCUCCAGCCUGGGAACAAACUCUUCAUCACACCCGGAAUCAUCACCGUCAACCGCACAGCUGUCGUCGUCCGCACCGAAAACGGCGCAAGGUGCAAUGGAAGCUGGCAGAUCGAGCCAAUCGAUCGCAACUACCAUAUCGCUGCUGUCAACCUUGUGCCGCGGUUCGCCCUCCAUCACGCACGAUCUGCUGCGUUCAAACUUGCUCGAGGCGAUGGAACGCGCGUUCAAAGGGGACGAACGGUGCGUGCUGGACUGUAUGCGAUUAGCUGACCUAAUUCUGCUGUUGCUGUUCGAGGGCCGGCAGGCACUGGGACGUGUCGGUGGAUCACAAGGUCAGAUAGCGCCGCGGGUAAGGCGGGCCGAUUCCAGCACGGAGCGUACCCACCGUCAGCUGAUCGAUUGCAUCCGCAGCAAGGACACCGAGGCACUGAUCGAAUCGAUCGAGUCCGGUGGUAUCGAUGUCAAUUGCAUGGAUGAUGUGGGGCAAACGUUGUUAAACUGGGCGUCCGCCUUCGGCACCCUAGAGAUGGUGGAGUUUCUGUGUGAUAAGGGAGCGGACGUAAACAAGGGACAGCGCAGCUCGUCCCUUCACUAUGCGGCCUGCUUCGGGCGACCCGGUAUUGCGAAGGUGCUGCUUAAGCAUGGUGCAAAUCCGGACCUGCGCGACGAGGACGGUAAAACACCGCUCGAUAAGGCGCGUGAACGGCCGGAUGAAGGCCAUAGAGAGGUGGCCUCGAUCUUGCAAUCACCGGGUGAAUGGAUGAUGGCGGCUACAAGGUCGGAUGUGAAGUGUGGUGACAGUGGUGACGAGGCGGGUUUGGGAGAACCCCGCGGCGAUCCCGAGAUGGCACCGGUAUAUCUGAAGUUUUUCCUACCGACGUUCUGUAAAACUUUCCAAAGCACAAUGCUUGCUAGCGUGCGUAGAUCUAGCUUAGGACUGAUCAAGAAAAUGAUCCAGUAUGUUCAACCAGAGGUUCUUUCGAAGCUAUGCUCCUCGGAGGGACUGCAAAGCUACGAGCAAAGCUUAGGCACGCUUCUAGUCGAAGUCAUCGCGAGCGUACUGGACAAUGAGGAUGAUGAAGAUGGCCAUCUGGUGGUGCUAACGAUAGUGCAAGAGCUUAUGUCAAAAACGCAAAACGAUUUCCUCGAUCACUUCGCGCGGUUGGGCGUUUACACGAAGGUUCAAGCGCUGAUGGGUGAACCGAGCUUCGACGGUAACGACAAUAAUGAUGUGAUCAAAUCGACAUCUGACGACGCGAAAUCUUCGGCUACCGAAGCUUCCGGUUCCGCCACCGUAACGGUAACACCGGGUGGAUCCAGUGGUCCAGUAGUAGUAACCGCAUCUGCCACCGGUACGACGGUACCUGUCGAGGACGCUAAGGAGAUACUUCACGGAAAAGCUUACCAUUGGCACGAUUGGAGCAUUUGCCGUGGGCGCGAUUGCUUGUACGUGUGGUCGGAUUCGGCUGCGUUAGAGCUUUCGAAUGGAUCGAACGGUUGGUUCCGGUUCAUACUUGACGGCAAACUGGCGACAAUGUACUCUAGUGGAAGUCCCGAGAAUGGCAGUGAUAGUACGGAAAAUCGUGGAGAAUUUCUCGAAAAACUUCAGCGUGCCCGUGCUGCCGUUCGUCAGGGUACCGUGUCGCAACCGAUCUUGUCGGCGCCCAGCUUGGCACGCAUAGCGGUCGGCAAUUGGGUGUUGCAAAGUCAGAAAGAACAUCAACUACAUAUCAACAAUUCCGAGGGCCAUCAGGUAACGAUCCUGCAAGACGAACUGCCCGGCUUCAUCUUCGAGAGCAACCGGGGCACAAAGCAUACAUUCACUGCAGAAACAACGCUGGGACCAGACUUUGCAGCCGGCUGGAUAAACACGAAGAAGAAGAAAAUGCGCUGCAAGGCCGAGGCACAGAAAUAUCAGCUUAAUAAAUUGGCUCGUGAUUUAUACAACCGUUAUUUCAAGGCUGCACAAGCUAUACCACGAGGAGCCGUAGCGAAGCUGUCGAAGAUUGUGCACCAGAUCGAGAUCGCCUUAGAGGAGCAGCAAUCAUCGCCGAAGGCCGCACUCAUCUCUUGCUCAACGCAGCAGAUCACUCCCAGUAGUGUCAGUGUAAGCUGGCAGGAGAAGCUUUACAACGCUUUAAACGAACUGGUACAUCUGCUGAAUGAAGACGGUGUGAUUAGUGCGUACGAGAUGUACAGUUCCGGUUUGGUGCAGGCGUUGGUGGCAGUGCUUUCUCCCAACUACUGGGACUUGGGCAUGAACCGCAACAAAGCAAACAAAUAUCAAAAGCAACGACUAUCGAUCUUCAAGAAGUGUAUGUACGGAGGAGAAAUUAAAACAGGCCAAAACACGGCAGCUAUUCUGGUGCAGAAGCUGGUUGCGGUGCUGGAAAGCAUCGAGAAGCUGCCGGUGUAUAUGUACGAUUCCCCGGGCGGUAGUUAUGGACUGCAAAUAUUGACGAAGAAGCUUAGCUUCCGGUUGGAGCGGGCGACCUGCGAACAGACACUGUUCGAUCGGACUGGUCGUAACCUUAAGAUGGAACCGUUGGCAACCGUGGGACAUUUGAAUAAGUAUCUGCUGAAGAUGGUCGCUAAGCAGUGGUACGAUAUGGAGCGUUCAUCGUUUCUAUAUCUACGCAAGAUGAAGGAAGCGAAAUCGGGUACGAUGCAGUUCCGGCAUCGUCAUGAUUUCGAUGAAAACGGUAUCAUCUACUACAUCGGUACGAAUGGAAAGACGCUCGAGUGGGUCAAUCCGGCUCAGUACGGUCUGGUGACCGUGACGAGCAGCGAAGGCAAACAGCUGCCGUACGGUAAGCUAGAGGAUAUCUUGUCGCGCGACAGUGUCAGUGUAAAUUGUCACACGAAGGACAACAAGAAGUCGUGGUUCGCGAUCGAUCUGGGAAUAUUCAUUAUUCCGACGGCGUACACGCUUCGGCAUGCCCGUGGCUACGGUCGUUCAGCGCUGCGAAACUGGCUGUUCCAGAUGUCGAAGGAUGGCGUCAACUGGGUCACAAUGCUAACUCACACGGACGACAAAAGUCUCGCAGAACCAGGCAGCACGUGUACAUGGCCAAUCGACUGUUCCGCCGACGAGCAGCAAGGCUACCGGCAUGUACGCAUUCAUCAAAACGGGCGCAACGCAUCCGGCCAGACACAUUAUCUGAGCCUCAGUGGGUUCGAAAUCUACGGCAAGGUGAUGUCGGUGUGCGAGGACAUGGAUAAAACGGCAGCCAAAGAGAACGAGGCCAAGUUGCGCAAAGAGCGACGUCAAGUUCGUUCGCAGCUCAAGUACAUCACCGAUGGAGCGCGUGUAAUUCGCGGUGUCGACUGGCACUGGGACGAUCAGGACGGAAAUCCUCCCGGGGAGGGUACGGUUAUCGCGGAGAUCCAUAAUGGUUGGAUAGACGUGAAGUGGGACCAUGGUAUGCGCAAUUCUUACCGUAUGGGAGCUGAGGGCAAGUACGAUUUGAAGCUGGCCAAUGUCGAUGGACUGGUAGGUGGAGGUGGAAACAAUAAUCAGUUUUCAUCUUCCGCCAACAAGAAGAUCUACGACAAGUCGCUGAAUGUGUUGACCAGCCGGAAAUCAAGUUCGACACCUAGUCUGCCGGAUGCGACAACCGAAAACCGAUCGUCCGUUGCCUCUACCGAACAGGCAACGUCAGCCGACAACCUGUCCUGGAAGCAGGCGGUAGAAGUGAUCACGGAGAAUGUUCUUUCUUCGGCUCGCUCAGAUCUAGCUACGGUCGGUAGUGGCGGUAGCAGCAAUGAUCUGUCCUCAUCGGUGGUAACUUCCGGCGCCGGUGGUGGCAACAAUCAAGAAGUAUCCGUCACGGUACAUUCAUCGUUGAGCGAACGUGGUAACAAUAUUCCCGAUCUGUCCCAAAUUAACAGCAGCACGUCGAUGUUGGUAUCGGACUUGGCCACCAUUACGGAGAAUCUGUCUCUGUCGGAUGGUCCGACAAAACAGAGUGCUGCAGCAACGUCGUCUACUGGCACCGGUCAGCAGUUUGUGAGCAACAUUAGCGGCAACAGUGGAUCCGGUGUUCCCGUUCUGAUGGGAUCCUCGUCCUCAUCCUCCUCAUCUUCUGGCGGCAGCAGUGUUGCCAGCGGCAGUAGUGCAUCCAGCGGAAAGACCGGUCUAUCCUACCUACAGACAAGGUUGGACAUGAUGGGGAAAAUGCGCGAAGGUGUAGACAUGCUUCGAAACAACACGAACAAUUUUCUCUCCUCGGAGCUGCUCACCCAAACGAAUCUGCUUUCGUCCGUCAAGAUUGCGUUUCCACCAAUUCCGCCGACUACCGGCUCCGCGGGGAGCGGGGUUAGUGGAGGAGCAUCGUACGGAAAUAGCAUUUUUGUGGCAAGUACAAGCACCGGCACAAACUCGGCGGCACCAUCAGCGAUGGCUUCAACGGGCGCUAAAACACCUUCGGAUAAGUUCGAUGUGAAGUUCAACAAUACCGCCUCGUCGAAUGGUUCGAAUGUUUCUGUGAACACGUUUAAGAAGGUUCUGAACGAAGCAAAGCAGUUCUCGUCUGCGACCGAUUCAUCAUCUACCGGAGGACGUGAUGCGACGAAUAAUUUGAAGAACAACAUAGUGGUGGUUGGAUCAACGGAAACGGUUCUGGGAGCUUCCCAGGAUGAUCCUAAUGCAGACUGUCUGCUGGGAUCCGUGUCCGGUAGCGAUGGCGUAAAUGUGGUCCCCGUAGUGGUGCCCUCUUCGAAUCCGAUGAGCGUGAGCGUACCGAAUCUGACGACGGACAGUGCAUCAACGAUGCAGAACGAAGUCCAAACACCACCACCGGGACUGUUGGAAACUUUCGCCGCUAUUGCACGUCGUCGAACGUCUGGAAGUGGUUCGAAUUCCGUAACCAACGCCAAUAAUAACAAUGAGAACAACAACGCCUCAUCAAAUCCGUCUGGAGCGCUCGUUGGCGGUGUAAUGCAAAACAAUAGCAACUUUUUCCCGCGGGGUCCAAAUUCGGUUACGAGCCUCGUGAAGUUGGCUUUAUCCACGCACACCGGGCUGCUUAGCACGGCCCAAAGUUACCCGAGCCUGUUCAGUUCCACCUCGAACAACAACACAUCGUCCGGACCGGGCGGAGGCGGUAAUAGUGGCGGUGGGAACAACAACAACACCAACAAUAUGGUUGGAGUUGGUCAGGUUAAUCCACUGAACCCUGCCCUGACCAUGAGCUUAACCUCAACCUCAAGCGAUAGUGAGCAGGUGUCGUUGGAGGACUUUUUGGAGCAAUGCCGCGCACCGACACUGCUCGGCGAUCUGGAAGACGACGAAGACAUCGAGGAUGAGAAUGAUGACGAUGAAAACGAAGACGAAUAUGAGGAGGUUGGCAACACGUUGCUGCAGGUGAUGGUAUCUCGCAAUCUGCUUUCGUUCAUGGAAGAGAGAACUUUCGAGAGUCGGCUACCGACGGCAGGGAAACGAAAAUCCUGGGAUGAUGAGUUUGUGCUGAAACGUCAGUUUUCCGCACUCAUACCUGCGUUUGACCCACGUCCCGGCAAGACCAAUGUCAAUCAGACGAGCGAUCUCGAUAUUCCGGCACCGGGAACCAGCGGUGGACGAGCUGCCCAGGAUGCGCCAACGCUGUCACUGAUUUUGCGCGGUCCAAACAUUAAUGGAGUGAACGAUGUUGAGGUUGAUCUGACACACUCGGACUGGACGAUUUUCCGCGCCGUACAGGAGCUGAUGCUACAGACGUCUAUGCCCAAGCAGGAUAAGUUCCGCAAAAUCUGGCAACCAACGUACACGAUCAUCUACCGAGAGGCUACCCCCGGGUCCCACGGUUCGACAUUAUCUCCGAGCUCACCCAUUCCCGGAACACCGUCCAUUACCGGUGCUGCAGGUCCCAGCAGCGGUGGAGCUUUGUCCGCACCGGCAUCGUGCGGCAAUCAGCAGUACUGUUCGGUGGAGGACGUACUACAGCUACUGUCGCAGCUGAACAGCAUCAACCAAUCGCUAGCCUCCGCGCCGACCAACAACGACAAAAAUUUGAUACCGGACGUGGAAUCCCAUUACCUAAACCCAGAGGUAUUUAUGAGCAAGAAGAUUACGAACAAGCUGCAGCAGCAGAUCCAGGAUCCGCUCGUCCUUUCCAGCGGUAGCUUGCCAAAGUGGUGCGAAGAAUACAACCAGAGCUGUCCGUUCCUGUUUCCGUUCGAGACACGCCAACUGUACUUUAGCUGCACGGCGUUCGGUGCGUCGCGCAGUAUCGUAUGGUUGCAAUCGCAGCGUGACGUUAGUCUGGAGCGUCAGCGAGCGCCGGGUCUUAGUCCACGGCAUGCCGACCAACAGGAGUUCCGUGUCGGACGGCUAAAGCAUGAACGUGUGAAGGUACCACGGGGAGAGAAUCUGCUCGACUGGGCCCAGCAGGUGAUGCGGGUGCACUGCAAUCGAAAGUCAGUGCUAGAGGUGGAGUUUGUCGGAGAGGAAGGUACCGGUUUGGGACCGACGCUCGAAUUCUACGCGCUCGUGGCGGCUGAGCUGCAACGCAGCGAUCUCGGCAUGUGGCUGUGCGACGACGAAGAACCGAAACUGAUCGAGGACGAGAUCGACCUUGGCGAGGGUAGCAAACCGGUCGGGUAUUAUGUGCGGCGUUCGACCGGUCUCUUUCCGGCACCGUUACCACAGGAUUCGGAUAUCUGCGAAUAUGUGUCCAACUACUUCUGGUUCCUAGGCGUGUUUUUGGCGAAAGUGUUGCAGGACAACCGGUUGGUCGAUUUGCCCUUGUCCAACAGUUUCCUGCAGCUGCUCAGCCACAGUCGCUCGAUAUCUCGCGGUGCCUCCAGCCAUUCGCUGUUUGGCGGUGUUAAAUCGGGCGUAAGCGAUGACAUUAUGAUCUCGUCCAUCAUGUCGGAGGAAAGCGAUCGCGACCGUGAUCUGCUGGUGGACUCGUACCAGUCCAAGAUGGCGACCAGUGAUGGUGCGUGGUACGAUGGUAUACUGUCGCAGGAGAACCUGCAGGAGAUUGACCCGAUACGGUACCAAUUCCUGCGGGAGCUGCAGGAGCUGGUGCAGCAGAAGCAAAACAUCGAGCAGAACGAUAUGCUCAGCUCGGAGGAAAAGCUCCAGCAGAUCAGUGAGUUGAAGCUAAACACCAAAACGGGCUGUGUGGCGCUGGAGGAUCUGGCGCUUACCUUUACCUAUCUGCCGAGCUCGAAGAACUACGACUAUGCGUCGGCCGAUCUGAUACCGAACGGGUCGAACAUUGAUGUGACGAUUAACAACGUGGAGGAGUACUGCAAUCUGACGAUUGCGUUCUGCCUGCAGGAAGGCAUCGCCCGCCAACUUGCCGCAUUCCAUCGCGGGUUCUGUGAGGUAUUUUCGUUGAACAAGCUGGCCGCAUUCACGCCGGAUGAGAUACGCAAGAUGCUGUGCGGUGAACAGAAUCCUGAAUGGACGCGCGAAGACAUCAUGACCUACACCGAACCGAAGCUAGGAUAUACCAAGGAAAGUCCUGGUUUCCUGCGCUUUGUCAACGUGCUGAUGGGCAUGAAUGGAUCGGAAAGGAAAGCGUUCCUUCAGUUUACCACCGGUUGCAGCAGUCUACCGCCCGGUGGUUUGGCAAAUCUGCAUCCACGUCUCACGGUGGUGCGCAAGGUGGAUGCUGGCGAGGGUUCCUAUCCGUCGGUCAACACCUGCGUACACUAUCUUAAGCUGCCGGACUACCCGAACGAGCAGAUCCUUCGCGAGCGUCUGCUGACGGCCACCAAGGAGAAAGGGUUCCAUCUAAACUAA
This is a messenger RNA of Anopheles marshallii, 8529 nucleotides long. RefSeq names its product E3 ubiquitin-protein ligase Ufd4 (gene Ufd4). The record is from RefSeq and is a predicted model, not a curated record. Gene Ontology annotation, cellular component: nuclear speck. NCBI's taxonomy places the organism in Eukaryota, Metazoa, Arthropoda, Insecta, Diptera, Culicidae. The transcript has 14 exons. Gene Ontology annotation, biological process: proteasome-mediated ubiquitin-dependent protein catabolic process; anatomical structure development; protein K63-linked ubiquitination. Gene Ontology annotation, molecular function: protein binding; metal ion binding; ubiquitin protein ligase activity. Bases 1 to 8529 code for a protein of 2842 amino acids.